Molecule: messenger RNA, 4706 nt
Organism: Drosophila teissieri
Lineage: Eukaryota; Metazoa; Arthropoda; Insecta; Diptera; Drosophilidae
Exons: 1
Coding region: 283-4671 (1462 amino acids)
Source: RefSeq, a predicted model, not a curated record
AAUUCCCCCUUUAUAUUUGUGUCUCCUACCCCAAUUAUGUGAUAAACAAAAGCAAUAAGCUAGCAUGACGCAUUUUACCUUAUCGUAUCAAGGUUGUGAGACUUGGGCUUAGAUUCACAGUUUGCGAUUUCGUUCUGAUGACUCAAAAUUCAAUUGAACCUUCAGAUUUCGACAAAACUCAUAAAUUAUUUGGAAAAUCAUCAAAAUUGUUGGUAACCCGCCGGAAGAAGUCAUCCCACCCAACUGUCAGCUUUACCCUCCCCAUAUCCCAAGGCACCGGAAAUGGAGCCAUGUGAUCCUGGUCCGGAGCGAGCCAUGCGACAGUACCUAACCCGGCUGCUGGAGACCGGCACCUCCCGCUCCACCGGCUGCCUGGACCGCUUCGUCCAGAAGGGCAUGAGCAACUUUCCACCGCAAUCUUCAGGCCUCGAAGGCAAGACGUCGCGUUGCUCGCUCUUCGAGCAGCUCCUGUCCGGCGGAAGCCGGAAGUCGGAGCGUUUACUUGUGCCCGAUCUGGCCACCGAGUGGUUCCGCAAGCAGAAGGUAUUUCUGGACAAGCUCAGCCCCGAGGAGCUGGCCGCCCUGGGCGAUGGACUGGCGGAUAAGGACAGCAAGAAGUCGGGACAGAAACAGGGCAGCUCGACGCCUUGUCGCCAGCAGCCAGUCAGCAAGUCUGGAGCUACCCAAAUGAAGGAUGCAGAGGAGUCUGGGGGCAAGGUGGCAGCCUGCAUUCCCACCACGGAACCACGCGUGGGUAAUGGUAACCCCUUUCUCAUCGGCAAUGCCCAAGCGCAGGAGAUGCACAGUAAGGGUGGCAAGCAAAGAAGGUUCCACUGGGAGCGGGCUGGCCAGCGUUGUCCAUCGCGAGGAGGCAGCUGCUCCUGCCUGAAGCGACAGGCAGGUGCAUCCUGUGGCUGCCCCUUCCAGGCCGAUGGACAGCCCGUGGCCAGCGAUUGCUUGGAGGCACUCCGGACGGAGCCGCUGUUGCCGUGCCUGCGCCGCAAGUUCGACUUGCGCCAGGCGCCACAACGGCGUCUCGAUCCGGCGCGUUUCCGUCGCAUUUCGCCGGAGUUCUUUCGCAUCCUGGCCAGCUACGAGGCGGCCAUGAGCGAGAGCUGUCCGCUUUACGGCAUCUCGAUGCAUCACUGGGGCGACACCGAGCCAUGUUGUCCGUGUGGCGAGCGCCAUCCGAAUUUGAAGCAGCGAUUUCUGGGCGACGAUUCGGUGGCCACAUCUGUGCUGCCUCCAAAUUGGCCACCAUUGGAAUCCCGACCAAUGGAGGACUCCAAGCAGCCCGCCAAGAAGCAGGCGGAGAAGAAGGGCUUCAAGUCUUUGAAGGAGAAAUCGGAGAAGUUGAAGAAGUGCUGCUGCACCAAUGACACCUGCCCCACUGAGUGCUGCGCGGUGACUAAGGGAAGUGGAAAGAAACUAAUGGACGAUUCAUCCACAUCUGAAGAUGAGCCGCAGGAGCAAUGGCGUGGAAAGCAGGUGGACAAGCAGGUGGCCAAAGCGGAUGGCCAGAAGGUCAGGCAGGUGGACAGUGGGCAGACUGCCCAAUCGUCGAGUCCCUCCGAGAAUCGUCACUCUGCAAGGUGGCAGGGGCGCAGAGGUGAAGACCAAAAGGACAGGCAGCAAACGAAUCCCGAGAGGCGGAGGAGAUUCCCCUACUGCUUCCGCCGGCAACCGCAGUCAUACAGAGCUGCCUAUGCUCCCUCGCACUUUUCGCCGCUGUCUUCCUAUCCAUCUGCUCUUCCAGCACCUGCCAGUCCAUCUGAGUCUUCACCUGCAUCUUUGCCUGCUUCUUCGACCACUUCUUCGCCUGUUUCAUCAUCAACUUCACCCGAAAUGGCCAGGGAAUGCCAGUGCCGCCACCAGCCCAGGGGCAUCCUCAGCGGAUUCACUGGGAUCUGCAAGCGUUGCAUCGAACCAGGUCGCCAUCUGCUCUACAAUUUGAACGCCAACUACCAACAAAACCGCGAGCGGUACGGACAAGUGCGUCCGAACAAAAAACGGCCAUUCCACAUUGCCUCACAGCCGGCACCCUGCAGCUGGAGGAAGGCCAAGGGGGAUUGGAAUGAAGGGAUCGAGCAGGGCGACAGCAGCAUCACACUGAGACCCGCAUCCUUGGCCGAAAAUCGUUUCCACAACUGCCAUCCGGAGCAGGCGAACAGCGAGCAGUCCUUGCCGUUUCGCACACCCGCCAGCGAACGAACUUUAGCGGGUUGGAAUCCAGUGCAGCAGGAGCAGUCCCACUUGGAGGUGGCACAAUGCCAACCCGACUGCAAGUGCGCACUGCCGCAGCAAUCCUUCCAACUGCCGCCCGUCAGCAAGUGCACUUUCGCGCUGGCUGAAGCCCAACAAGAGGUGCUCCAAAGUGCCGAGGUGACACGCAAGUCCAACAGUGAGUUGGACUACUUGAAGUGUGGACAUCGCGUUAGGGCCUGCUAUUUGGCCAAUGAUUUCCAUCAGCUAAUGAAGCGCGUGGCGCGGAAGAGACCCAAGUCUAAGGCACCAGUUCCAAGCAGAACUACAGCUAAAGCACCACUACGCCAGCAAUCCACUGAAGCUUCAAGAGCAUCUUCAUCCGAACGGUCCAGGAUCCAAGGCAAAUCCCAUUCGAAACCCAUAAUUACGCCGAAAUCUAAGCCGCGGAUAAUGGGUGCUUUGUUGCCAGAUGACUUCACAGCCAAGAGAUUGGGCAUCACCAGUUCAGCCACAGUGAAGCUUCGCAGUCUUCGCAAAGCCAAGAAAAGGAAGCAGGAUCGUGAGCGAUGCGAUGCUCCAUCAGCGACGAGUCAAGAUCAGGAGCUUGGCAGCAGCCAAGGGGGAAAUCCCAAUGAGAAGACCUCAUCCCGAGGAUCAUCCAGAGGCACAUCUCCGAAAAGCCAACGAGUAGCGAACCCAUCCACUCGCAGUCCAAGCCAAAAGCGAAGUCAGAAGAGACCCUCCUCCUGCAGUUCCACCGAACGCUCCUCGCAUCGAGAGCGCUCCUCCAGCGGCCAACGGUGGGCUGCACCAAAGAGAACGCCAGAUACUCCUAACAUUUCGGAUGCAUCCUACUGGACGCAGAAAAGUCGGGAGCCAGGAAAGAAGCGGGAGCAAAGGCAGAGAUUUCAAUCCAACUCCACGUAUCCCUCUUACUCCGAUGUCUACUCCAGUCAGUACUCGAGAGCUUGGUCGCGGGGAAAUACCCAAACCCAAUCACCAUACCGAAAUUCAACCACCAGGAAGGCGCCAAUUCAAUAUCAGGCUUCGCUUCCCAGCACUGCACCACCGCAUUUGGAGACGGGUCGCAGAUACUACACAGACACACAGCCGGGAGGCGGCGAGGUGGAGGCAUCCCGGUGUAGUUGUCGCUCCCUGCGCUCCACCACCUCCAUCCGGGCGCUCAGCUCCAACACGGACAGUGUCCGGUGUCCCUGUGCGCCCGCCCCCUCGGUGGCCAGUGUGGACCCAGCACAAGAGCUGGUCCAUGUGGACCAGGGGGAGCAGCAGGAUGAGCAUUGCUAUUGCUGCAGAUACCACAAUCCCCCGCUGGAUGCACCCUAUCCUCAGCCCAGUUCCACUCCACUGCCCAGUGCCUGCAGACGCCACAAGGCCAUGUUGUUCAGUGAGGCCAUGAGGUGGGAGCCACAACAGCAUCACCAUGCUCGCACUCUACUGCGCACCCAGCGUCCACCGCCUUCGCCGCCUCCUCCGCCAGCGCUGCUGAAACACCAACAUAUGGUCAUGUUUCCACAGUAUCCACAGUACCAUCUAGAAAACGCAGCAGUUCAGCAAACCCCCGAUUGGGUACCAGAGUACCAAGCACCUUGUCACUAUCCAAACAAUGCUAGCCAAGGGUGGGAAGAUCAGGCGGAAGGCUCGCCAUGUUACACACAGAACAACUACCUCCAACUACCGGAAAGCCCAAGGAAUACCUCCUACGCCGCCCAGUCCACAUACCCAGAAAGUCCGAUCCCGGGCAGGGAUCGCGCUGGAGCCAUAAGAGCCGCUGCUCAGGGUCUUAGAGGUGUGGUCCAGGCUCUGGGAGGAACUCGGCCCAGAUCGAGACACCAUUCGCAACUGGAUUACUACCCGCAAAGGGGCUACAGCCAAGAACAGAAUCCGACCAACUUGGAACCUGCAUUGUCAACUGGGCCGUAUCAAAACCAAAUGAGGGUGCUGCAUUCAAACAAUGUCUCCCAUCUCCAAGCUCAGGGCGCGAAAAACCACAUGGACGAAGCUUCACUUUACAGCAGACCAUCCACAGCGACCCACUACGAGAACUAUCCGCUGAGGAAUGAAAUCCCCAACAGCUGCCAUGCCAGGCGAAAUGUGGAAAGGGAUCAGUCGACGUUCAGGAUGGAAGGUGGUGGACGGCAGGCCGCAGGAUCUGCCAGUUUAUCCGAUAAGCCCGAAAAACUGUCCAAUCCCACGCCACUGGCCAUUUUUUUCGAGAGCUUGAGAGCCAAACACGCCUCCUCUGCAAUCCCGACAUCCAAACAGGGGGCACAGAAUGAUUCCGAUUCAACGCAAUCGUCCUCCAGUGACGAUGAGGCGGACGCAGAUGACAGCUUGGACUGUCCCUCGCUGGAUACCAUGGUCAUCCCGCCCACCUACACAGGUCUCCUCGAGGAGCAAGUGCUCGGCGAGUAUCUGCCCAGUCCGCGGUGUAGGCGCAGGACAUAACUCAACACGAACUGCACCAUUUUGUGACCAAUAAA